This is a messenger RNA of Fusarium pseudograminearum CS3096, 246 nucleotides long. RefSeq lists its product as uncharacterized. NCBI's taxonomy places the organism in Eukaryota, Fungi, Ascomycota, Sordariomycetes, Hypocreales, Nectriaceae. The record is from RefSeq and is a predicted model, not a curated record. Bases 1 to 246 code for a protein of 81 amino acids. The transcript is spliced from 4 exons.
AUGGAUAUGACGAGGAUUAUUCGGACUGCUCUCAUGUCGGCGCCGUUUGCGAGGCGGAAGAGAACAAGCCCGACGCCGAGCUUCGAAAGGCCGGUCAAAGCCAGUCAUAUGAAGGAUGAUGAGGAAGGGACACCACCGCUGCCUUCCCCAAACGCCGUAUCGUAUCGCCUGAAGCUCCGCGACGCAAAUGAUAAUGAAUCCAACCUGGACCCUGCUAUCUCUGAUACCCAUGUCGAUAGAAAGUAA